Messenger RNA from Anopheles coluzzii, 1835 nucleotides. Its product is annotated as tektin-1. Gene Ontology annotation, cellular component: microtubule cytoskeleton; nucleus. Gene Ontology annotation, biological process: cilium movement involved in cell motility; cilium assembly. NCBI's taxonomy places the organism in Eukaryota, Metazoa, Arthropoda, Insecta, Diptera, Culicidae. Bases 178 to 1419 code for a protein of 413 amino acids. The record is from RefSeq and is a predicted model, not a curated record. The transcript is spliced from 3 exons.
UUCUGGUUGUUUCCAGUUUCGUUCUCUUAGUAGGCCAGUAAACAGCGCUACCCUAGCAACCGGCCCCGUUUUGUGGCCCAAAACGCUCAGUAGGCUGGUUAUUCCCUUUCGAGCAACAAAUCGUUUAACAAGCAGUGUAAAGUGUGCACCUGGCUGCAGCAGCAAAUCUCCUUCAAAAUGUCCGAAAAGUAUCUUCGCCAGCAAAAUCUGGUGCUGCUGCCACCGGAGCAACCGAAGUACACGCCGCGCGACUGGAAUGCGAACAAUCGGCGGCAGAAUCUGUUCUCGCUCGAGCAGCAAGCACUGGCGGACCGUGUGAUAAGCGAAAGUGAUCGAAUUAUCGACGAGACGAAGCACACGACGGAGGAGAGCAAAAGUGAGGUCGACUUUCGGCUUCGCGAGCGCAUCGAGGACAUCCAGUUCCGGCGCGACGAGCUGCAGCAGCAGAAGAAGGACGCCCACAUCGAGGAGGAAGCGCUGAAGGUGUACAAGCGGCGCACGAUCGAUGCGAUCAACACGCUGCGGGAAAUUGCGGUGCCCCUGUGCCAGAAGUGCAUUGCGCUGCGGGAAAAGCGCACGGGCUCGGACCUGGUGAACGAUGCGGUCGAUCGGGAGCUGCGGAAGGAGCUGGACGUGACGGAGGGUGGGAUCGCUUUGCUGGAGAAGGUGCUGGAGGAGACGGUGGAGCAGAUCCGGCGGCUGCGGGCGACCAUCUAUCUGAUCGACCGCGAUCUGGCGGACAAGGACCGGUCGAUUAAGAUCGAUGCGAAGAAUCUGGAGCUGCGCCCGAACCAGAUGGAGAUGAAGAUCUACGCCGGUCGGGUGCCGUUGGAUCCUUACAACUCCACGGACGAGGAAUGGAUCAUGGUAACGAACAGGAACAUUGAGGCAACGGCCAAGGAGAUCAGUUCCGCCCAACCGUUGCGCUCCUACGUCGACCAGCUGCUGCGCCAGGUGGCCGAGGACAUUCGCACACAGGUCGAGCGCACCAACGCCGCGUUCCGGGAGCGUGUGGCCGAAAUGCGCUACACCAAAACGAAGCUCGAGAACGUGCACAAGGAAACGGUACGCCAGGUGAACGAGCUGACGCGCACCGUUACCCGGCUGGAGCGUGAGAUUGCCGAGAAGGAGGGCUACGUAGCGUUGGCCCAAACGCGCCUAGCGAACCGUUCCCAGCGCCCCGGCAUUGAGCUCUGCCGGGACAAUGUGUACGAAGGGUUGAAGAAGGAGCUGGCCGCACUGCGCGGCACGAUCGCCAAGCUGGACGGUAGUUUGGUCCGGUCGAAGGCCACCCUGCGCUAUCUGCUCAACACGCAGGUGAUGCAGGAGGAGGAAAUCAACCUCAAGACGGAAUCGCUACGCAUCGACGAGGUGGACUGCAUUACCAUGCGCGAAAGUUUCAAAUUUCAAUCGUUUUAAAUUAACCCAACAAGAACCGAAAUAAAUUAAAACCCUCCACGUGGCUGCGACCCCAAAGAUUCCUUUUUUUUCCUUUCCUUUUUUGGGGGGACAAUCGCUACAAGUUUAACGCUAGAUAAUAAUGAUUUGCUUUUAUUAUUUUUGUUGGUUUUUGUUUGUGUGUGAGUGUGUUUGUCGCGUUGUUUUGUUACCUUCUUUUGCUGCUUUAUUUUUUCUUACUUUCUUUGAGUUUUUCCUCGCUUUUUCUUGUUUGCUUUAGAUUAUAGUAUCACUAUCUUCUUCCUUCUAGCGCGUGUGUGUUUUCUUGUGUGAGUGUGUACUGUUUUGCUCUCUUACGUGUCCUUACGAUCCUUUUUCUUUUUUUCUUCUUCUUUAACAUGCAAUACAAGUUAGGAGUUGGUUGGUUGGUGGAAUUG